Molecule: messenger RNA, 2195 nt
Organism: Paramecium octaurelia
Lineage: Eukaryota; Ciliophora; Oligohymenophorea; Peniculida; Parameciidae
Source: the annotation of a GenBank genome assembly
AUGUAUGAGGUGGCAAUUAUUUUCAAUGAAAGAAUAUCACAAGAUUUACUUAAAUCCAUUAGCAAAUUGCUAAAUGACCUAGGAUUUACAUUGACUGUGAUCACUCAAAACACAUCAAUAGUCAUGAUGCUUUAUUUAAGAAAUGUAACACAAUAUCAAUAAAUUAGAAUGAUCUACUUUUAUAGACUCUCUCAGAUCUGCAUGUUGAAUUACCUAAAUAUUCCAAGAAAUCCCAUUAGGGAUCUUUAAUUGCGUAAAAUAGAAAGAAAUUUGAAAAGUAUCGUCUAUUCAUUCGAAUACGAGAAUUCCUAGAUCAUAACAUUAAAGAAAUUGAAUAGUAUUCGAAAUUCAAGCACGAUUAAAAGGAAAAGUUCUACAACUCCAACAAUAAAUUGGAGAUUGAUUCUUAUCUUAGAGAAAUAGUUAUUUAUUAGAUUUUAGCUACAAUAAAGAAUACUGCUGAAAUCAAUCCAGAUAGCAGUGGAGAGUAAUUUCUAUUCGUUGGCUUAAAAUAGUAAGGACUGUUAUUAGAUAUUUGUCCAAUGAGAACAUUUAGACAUAGCACUUAUAAGGAAUUAAAAUAAUGUUUGUCAUUGAAUGUUAAUGUGUUAGAUUAUUUAGUUGUGAGAAUCAGAUCAUAGAUGGGUGAGCAAAUUGCAUUUUAUUUUGGUUUUCUUCUUUAUCUAAUCAAGAACAUGUUGAUAUUGGUUGUUUUUGGUAUGAUCACAUAUUCUUUGGAUGAAUAUUUUGGUUAUGAUGUUACCAAAUCCCCAUUUGAACCUUUGUAUGCUGCUUUAACGGUGUUGUGGGCUGCAUACUUUGUAAGUUAAUGGAACUAGAAAUAAAAAGAAUAUCAAGUAAAAUGGAGAAGUCAGGGUAAGAACUAUGAUUAUAUGUCAUCUAAAAUUGAGCUGUCGUUAUUAAAAUGUCUUAAACAUAAAAAACAUUUUGCUAUCUAAGAAUCAGUCAAGAAAAUUAUAUAUUCGAAUGAAGUGGACCCUGUAACUGGAUUGAAGGUCUAAAUAAAGUAAAACAUCUUAUCAAUAUAUUUCAACUCCAUUAUUCGGAUUAUUGGGUAUGUGAUUGCUUUGGUUGUAUUCCUUAUAGUUUCUUUGAAUAUGAGAGGGUAUGUAGAUUCAAAAUAAUAAUUCUAUAUUGAAUAGAUUUAGAUUCCUUAUUGCAAGAAUAUUUAUGUAUCAUACUUACUAGCUAUUAUCCAUGUGGUAGUGGUCAAUUACUUAAAUAGUAAGUACAAAUAAGUGUCCAUUACUACCUCAUUAUCUGAAGAUCACAAGUGUCUAUAAACCUUUGAGAGAUCUCUCAUCAUAAAAAGAUUUACAUUUGAGAUAUUUUCUGCCUUUUUCGAUUUCUUCUAUAUAGGAUUCGUGAAUGAUGAUAUCAAUUAAUUGAAACAAGAGAUGAUUCAAAUGUUUAUGGUGGAUGAAUUAAGAAGAAUAUUGACUGAAACCAUCCUACCUUCCAUUUCCAAAUUAAGAUUGAUUAGAUAUGAAAAAUCUAUCGUAAAAUAAUUGCCAGAAUAACAACAAGAUACAAUAUGCUAAGAAUUUCAAUUGAAAAAUCAUGAGAUGCAAUAAGUUCUGUAGAGUCAAUUAAUCUCAUGCUUUCUACCAAAGUAUGAAUCAUUUGAUGAUUAUUUGGAAAUUAUUCUUAAUUUUGGUUAUGUAUGCUUUUUCACAUCAGCUGUUAGAAUGGCUGGAAUUGUAGUUACAACAUUUUUGUUUAUUGAAUUCUUUUCAGAUUAUUAUAAGAUCUACCAUCUUUAUUAGAAACCUUUCGCAGUUAAAUCUAAUUCUAUUGGUCCCUGGACCAAAGCUAUGGAUAUUAUAUGUGUUGUGAGUGUCUUUACAAAUCUGAUGUUGUUUUCUGUGGCAAGUGAUUAAAUUGUCAAAUUCUUUCCUAAUUUAUUUGAAGAAACAAACACUCAACCCCAAAUAACCUAAUCUCAGUAUGAUGAAAUAGAGGAUAAUGAAAUUAAAAUCAUGGUUACAUCCUGUGGAUUAUUAACUGCAAGACCACUUCCAAAUAAGUCAUCCUAAGCCACUUUAGUAGUUAUAUUACUAGAACACAUUUUGUUAAUUUUGAUAUACCUCAUUAAGAAAGUCAUAAGUCUUCGUUAAACAUGGGUUGACAUCUAUUUGAAAAGAUAAGAAUACAAAAGAUCUUUAAAAGAAUGA